UAAUUUUUGUUAUUUAAUAACAAGUUAUUUCCAUAUAGAUAAUUCGGAUUGCAUAAACUAGUAAUUUUAAUUGUAGUUUAUUCAGGUGGAAAUUUUAAUUCAGUUUUAGAUUAAAUUGAUGUUACAUUUGAAAAUUAAUGUUCUUUCAAAUAAGUAUACAACAUUUUUAUUAUUGAGAAAACAUUUUGGAGACUUGAUAACAUAAAAAUAUUUCUUAAGAAAUAUAAUUGCUUAAUCAUUUGAACGGUGUAAACAUUAUAAAUAUGAUACUUAUAUCGUUUUAAAAUCAAUGCCUAUCAUGCGUCGAAGUUUAGCGCCUAGCCAAGCAAGUAAACGACCUUUAAGUGAUUCAAAUCAAGCAACAAAAUGUAUGAAAUAUAUGACAUCUCCAAAACAAGAAGUAACAUCAAAUAAUGAUGAUAAAUGUUCUCUAAAUAUUUCUGAUUAUGAACAAAAAAUUAGAAGUAUAUUGGCUAAGCCAUUUAAAGUUCCAAUAGCAAAUUGGUCUGGCAAUAGCUUCAAUAGAGCUUUAGGUGUUCGACGUGAUGGUGUUAGACGACCUUUACAUGAUCCUAGUAUACCUGAUGCAUUAAUUUUAUAUACUCCUCCACAAAUUAGUGCAAAUGAACUUUUAAAAAUUGAUAAAGAUAAAAUUAAAGUCCAUGUUGUCGUUGAUCCAACUUUGUCGAAAAUAUUGAGACCUCAUCAAAGAGAAGGAGUGAAGUUUAUGUAUGAAUGUGUAACGGGUGUACGAAUAGAAGGUGCUUAUGGAUGUAUAAUGGCAGAUGAAAUGGGUUUAGGUAAAACUCUUCAGUGCAUUACUUUAAUGUGGACAUUAUUAAAACAAGGACCUGAUGCAUCACCUACUAUUUUUAAAGCUAUUAUUGUAACUCCAAGUUCUUUAGUCAAGAAUUGGUGUAAUGAAAUAAAAAAAUGGCUUGGAGGUCGUAUUGGAGCUCUGCCUGUUGAUGGAGGUGGAAAAGAACAAGUUGACAAAGUUAUCACUGGAUUUGUUCAAGCUAAAGGACGUCGAACAAUUGAUCCAAUUUUAGUUAUAUCUUAUGAAACUUUCCGUAGUCAUGCAAACAUGCUGCAAAAUGCUGAUGAUAUUGGACUUGUAUUAUGUGACGAAGGACAUAGAUUAAAAAAUUGUGAAAAUCAAACUUACCGAGCACUGAUGUCAUUAAAGGCAAAAAGGCGUGUUUUAUUAUCAGGAACUCCUAUUCAAAAUGAUUUGCUUGAAUAUUUUAGUUUAGUACAUUUUGUAAAUGAAGGGAUAUUAGGAACAGCUCAAGAAUUUCGGCGACAAUAUGAAACACCAAUUGUCCGUGGGCAAGAUUCUUGUGCUACAGACUCUGAACGUCAGAAAGCAACAGAAAGAUUAGAACAAUUAAUUGCUUUAGUUAAUAGAUGUCUUAUAAGGAGAACUUCAGCUUUACUUUCAAAAUAUUUGCCUGUUAAAACUGAGCAUGUAGUGUGCAUAAAACUAACACCUUUACAAAAUCAUUUAUACCAACAUCUGCUUAAAUCUGACAUGGUUACAAAAUCCAUAAAAAGUAAUGAUGGAAAAGUAACUAGUAAUGCAUUGGCAGCAAUCACUUUAUUAAAAAAGUUGUGUGCUCAUCCAGACCUUAUUUUUGAUAAGGUCAUGAAAGGAACUGAUGGUUUUGAAAAUGCUAAAGAGUUAUUACCUGUGUCAUACAUUGCUGCUCAAACAAAAAAUAGACUGAUGAUUGAAUUAUCAUCUAAAUUAAUGGUUCUAGACACUAUGCUAGCUGUUAUAAAAUCAACUACAACUGAUCGAGUAGUAUUAAUUUCUAACUAUACUCAAACAUUAGAAUUAUUUGAAAGACUAGCCAAGUUUCGCAACUACACAUAUGUAAGACUAGAUGGAUCAAUGACUGCUAAAAAAAGAGCUAAAGCUGUUGAUGAUAUUAAUAGUCCAACAAGUGGUACAUUUUUAUUUAUGUUGAGUUCCAAAGCUGGAGGUUGUGGUUUGAAUUUGAUUGGGGCUAACCGCUUAGUAAUGUUUGAUCCUGAUUGGAAUCCAGCUAAUGAUGAUCAAGCUAUGGCUAGAGUGUGGAGAGAUGGUCAGAAGAAACCAUGUUUUGUUUAUCGGUUUUUAGCUACUGGUACUAUAGAAGAAAAGAUGAUGCAGAGACAAGCCCAUAAAAAAGCAUUAAGUUCAAGUGUUGUUGACUGUGAAGAGGAUGUUGCUAGACAUUUUUCAGCAUCAGAAUUGCGUGCUUUAUUCUUUCUUCAUCAAAAUACUAUUAGUGAUACUCAUGACAAAAUAAAAUGUACACGAUGUGUUAAUAAUAUUCAAACAAAAGGACCUCCAGUAGAUAGUGAUUGUACCAAUGAUUUGUCUUGUUGGAACCAUUGCGCUGACAAAAGAUGGUUAGUUGAUCCAGUUUUAAAACAGUGCUGGAGUGCAGGAAUCAGUAUGGUAUUUUAUCAUCAUUCUACUGUUCAUAAAGAGAAAUCUAUAAUAAAAGAAGAAACUUUAGAACCUGAUACUGUCAUUGAAGAAAAAGAUAAUGCUGAAUAAGUGAAACAGUCAUAUAUGUGACACAUGUAUAUGAAACAUAUUAUAUAUAGUUUAACUUUAAAUCAAAAUAAAAUAUGUAUCUGUCUAAAAUAAUUUUGUUACAUUACAGUUGUAUACUUAUAUUUUAUUCAUUAUAAUUAAUAUUUGAGUGAAUUAAUAAAUACUUGAUGGUCUAUCAGAUUUUGAUUUUGAACUAUGAGCA
Messenger RNA from Daktulosphaira vitifoliae (grape phylloxera), 2753 nucleotides. RefSeq names its product DNA repair and recombination protein RAD54-like (gene okr). The transcript is spliced from 14 exons. Gene Ontology annotation, molecular function: DNA translocase activity; ATP-dependent chromatin remodeler activity; ATP binding. Gene Ontology annotation, biological process: reciprocal meiotic recombination; double-strand break repair via synthesis-dependent strand annealing. NCBI's taxonomy places the organism in Eukaryota, Metazoa, Arthropoda, Insecta, Hemiptera, Phylloxeridae. The record is from RefSeq and is a predicted model, not a curated record. Gene Ontology annotation, cellular component: nucleus. Bases 290 to 2551 code for a protein of 753 amino acids.